AUGCGUAGAGGAUUUGCUUAUUCGAAGCCUUCCAAUUUCGAGCCAACUGUUCGUUUUCCGACUGCCUCGGGAUUUAUGGGUGCCGUUCCACCCCCAGCUCAGUUGACAAUUCCGAAUGCUGCUGCUGUUGUGAGCGAUGCUAUGACCAAAGAUCUUGAACGCAAGAAGGAAGAACAGUACGAUGCUUUGAUGUCGAAUGGUGGGAAAUCCACAACUGGCAAGCCUGAACCGCGUAAGAAGAAAAUCUACGAUGACGAGUAUUUGGAGAAAGAUUCAGACGAUGAGUUAGAAUAUCAGCCUGUACCCGGAAGCCCUGGAGCAAAUGCAGCAUCCAUCGGUGAUGAUGGUGGUGGUGUUAACGGUGACGAAGAGGAAGAUCCAUUGGAUGCUUUUAUGGCAGGAGUUGAUAAACAGGCAAAACAAGAUAAAGCAGAAAGUGAAAGAAAGGAUAAAGAACGAUGCGUAAAAAUAGAGAAGGGUACUGAUUUAGAAGAUGAUAAAGAUAAGGGGCUGGGACGGGCGGACAUUGAUGAUGAGGAUAUGCAAGAAUCGUACUUCAAAUUUAUGGAAGAACAUAAAACAAACACACUUGAAGAUGAAAUAUAUGAAUACGAUGAAGAUGGUAAUAUAAUUUGGACAUGGAAAAAAGUGAUCGAUCCACUUCAACCGAUUGAUCAUGCAGCAAUGGAAUAUGCAUCAUUCAACAAAAAUUUUUAUCAUGAACAUGAACAAAUAAAGUAA
Loa loa (African eye worm) is the source of this 741-nucleotide messenger RNA. RefSeq lists its product as hypothetical. The record is from RefSeq and is a predicted model, not a curated record. NCBI's taxonomy places the organism in Eukaryota, Metazoa, Nematoda, Chromadorea, Rhabditida, Onchocercidae. The transcript is spliced from 5 exons. Bases 1 to 741 code for a protein of 246 amino acids.